AUGCUGGCGUUGGCCAUCACUGCAGAGCUUGAAGGCGUCACCGACCUCCAGCCCGACGAUACUGAAGAAAACCCAUUCUACUAUACGUUCAAGGUUCAAUGCACAUCAUGUCGCGAGACGCAUCCAAACUGGGUAUCCGUGAGCCGCUUCGAGACGAACGAACAGUCCGGAAGCAGAGGCGAGGCGAACUUCGUCUGGAGAUGUAAGAAUUGUAAGAGAGAGCAUUCUGCGAGCAUUCUCGAAGCUCCAAAGAUCUAUCCACAACAAAGCCCGGCCAAGGCGCAAAACAUCAUCACCAUAGACUGCAGAGGCCUUGAGUUUGUCGAGUUCAAACCAGAUGGCGAAUGGAAAGCGACCGGAUUAGAAUCCAACACCAAAUUUACCGCCAUAGACCUCACUGAAGGCGAUUGGUUCGAUUACGACGAAAAGUCCAGCGAGGAAGUCAGCAUCAAGGACAUGAAGUUCGAGAUCCGGAGAGCUUGA
Molecule: messenger RNA, 483 nt
Organism: Ramularia collo-cygni
Lineage: Eukaryota; Fungi; Ascomycota; Dothideomycetes; Mycosphaerellales; Mycosphaerellaceae
Product: probable DUF866 domain protein
Exons: 5
Coding region: 1-483 (160 amino acids)
Molecular function (GO): zinc ion binding
Source: RefSeq, a predicted model, not a curated record